AUGCUCAGAGCCCAGAAGCAGGGCUUCCCCGCCUUGCACGCAGAGCGGGACGUCUGGUUCUGUAGGUUGCCCGGAACCGAGAUGCGACACUCUAGGUUUCCGCCCGGAAAAAGUAGCCAAACCACCUGAGGACCAGCAACCAUGGCGUGGUCCGGUAAUAAGGCAGCUGUUGUGCUGUGUAUGGAUGUGGGGGUUGCCAUGGGUAACUCCUUUCCUGGUGAAGAAUCCCCAUUUGAACAAGCAAAGAAAGUGAUGACUAUGUUUGUCCAACGACAGGUAUUUUCGGAAAGCAAGGAUGAGAUCGCUUUAGUCCUCUAUGGUACAGACAGCACUGAUAAUGCCCUUGCUGGAGAGGACCAGUACCAGAACAUCACAGUGCACAGACACCUGAUGCUACCAGAUUUUGAUUUAUUGGAAGACAUCGGAAACAAAAUCCAACCAAGUUCUCGACAAGCUGACUUCCUGGACGCCCUGAUUGUGUGCAUGGAUUUGAUUCAGCGUGAAACCAUAGGAAAGAAGUUUGGGAAGAAGCAUAUUGAAGUAUUCACUGACCUCAGCAGCCCGUUCAGCCAAGACCAACUGGACAUUAUAAUUUGUAACUUGAAGAAGUCUGGCAUCUCCCUGCAGUUCUUUCUGCCUUUUCCAAUUGACAAGAAUGGCGAGCCUGGGGAGAGAGGAGACCUUGACUCCAGCUUGGACCACCACGCACCCUUCUUCCCUCAAAAAGGACUUACUGAGCAGCAAAAGGAAGGCAUCCACAUGGUGACAAGGGUGAUGCUGGCUUUAGAAGGCAAAGACGGGCUGGAUGAAAUUUAUUCCUUCAGUGAGAGUCUACGGCAACUGUGUGUCUUUAAGAAGAUUGAGAGGCGUUCCAUGCCCUGGCCCUGCCAACUGACCAUUGGUCCCAACUUGUCUAUAAAGAUUGUAGCCUAUAAAUCUAUUGUACAAGAGAAAUUUAAAAAGAGUUGGAUAGUUGUGGACGCAAGAACUCUGAAGAAGGAAGAUAUUCAAAAAGAGACUGUUUAUUGCCUAAAUGACGAUGAUGAAACUGAAGUUUCCAAAGAGGACACUAUUCAAGGGUUCCGCUAUGGAAGCGAUAUCAUUCCUUUUUCUAAAGUGGAUGAGGAACAAAUGAAAUAUAAAUCAGAAGGGAAGUGCUUCUCUGUCUUGGGAUUUUGUAAAUCUUCUCAGGUUCAUAGAAGAUUCUUCAUGGGAUAUCAAGUUCUAAAGGUCUUUGCAGCAAAGGAUGAUGAGGCGGCAGCUGUUGCGCUUUCCUCCCUCAUUCAUGCUUUGGAUGAAUUAAACAUGGUCGCCAUCGUCCGAUAUGCUUAUGACAAAAGAGCUAAUCCUCAAGUUGGUGUAGCCUUCCCUUACAUUAAGGAUGCCUAUGAGUGUUUAGUUUAUGUGCAGCUGCCGUUCAUGGAAGACUUGCGGCAAUACAUGUUUUCCUCGCUUAAAAACAAUAAGAAAUGCACUCCCACAGAGGCACAACUGAGCGCUAUUGAUGAUCUGAUUGAUUCCAUGAGCUUGGUAAAGAAAAAUGAGGAGGAAGACAUCAUUGAAGACUUGUUUCCAACCUCCAAAAUUCCCAAUCCUGAAUUUCAGCGAUUGUACCAGUGUCUGCUGCACCGAGCCUUACAUCUCCAGGAGCGCCUGCCCCCAAUUCAGCAGCACAUUUUGAAUAUGCUGGAUCCCCCCACUGAGAUGAAAGCAAAAUGUGAGAUUCCACUCUCUAAAGUAAAGACCCUUUUCCCUCUGACAGAAGUCGUCAAGAAAAAGGACCAAGUGACUGCUCAGGACGUUUUCCAAGACAAUCAUGAAGAGGGGCCCGCUGCUAAGAAAUACAAGACUGAGAAAGAAGAAGGUCACAUCAGCAUCUCCAGCCUGGCAGAAGGGAAUGUCACCAAGGUUGGAAGUGUGAAUCCUGUUGAAAACUUCCGUGUUCUACUAAGACAGAAGAUUGCCAGCUUUGAGGAAGCGAGUCUCCAGUUAAUAAGUCGCAUUGAACAGUUUUUGGAUACCAAUGAAACACUGUACUUUAUGAAAAGUAUGGACUGCAUCAAAGCUUUCCGGGAGGAAGCCAUUCAGUUUUCAGAAGAGCAGCGUUUCAACAGUUUCCUGGAAGCCCUUCGAGAGAAAGUGGAAAUUAAACAAUUAAAUCAUUUCUGGGAAAUUGUUGUUCAGGAUGGAGUUACUCUGAUCACCAAAGAUGAAGGCCCAGGAAGCUCUGUCACAGCUGAGGAAGCCACAAAGUUUCUGGCCCCCAAAGACAAAGCAAAAGAAGAUACAACAGGACUUGAAGAAGGUGGUGAUGUGGAUGAUCUACUGGACAUGAUAUAGAUCAUGGAUGUGUGGGGAAUCCGAGAGUGCCAGCUCUGUCUUGCUGAGAGAUCCAGCAGCAUCCCUGAGGCCAUGCAGGGGGACAUGAAGCUCUGAUCACCAUCCUAGCAGACAACUUGGGAGUGAGUCACUCCAGGUCUCUACAUAGUGACCACAAGCACAUAUAUUACAAGGAAUAACUUAGACCCUGUUCAAAUUUAUAAAAAAUCAUUAUUUUCUGAUUGGUAUAUCA
This is a messenger RNA of Arvicanthis niloticus (Nile rat), 2572 nucleotides long. It is a transcript of the gene Xrcc5, whose product is annotated as X-ray repair cross complementing 5. Gene Ontology annotation, biological process: telomere maintenance; double-strand break repair via nonhomologous end joining; DNA recombination. The record is from RefSeq and is a predicted model, not a curated record. Gene Ontology annotation, molecular function: telomeric repeat DNA binding; double-stranded DNA binding; DNA helicase activity. Gene Ontology annotation, cellular component: nucleus; Ku70:Ku80 complex. NCBI's taxonomy places the organism in Eukaryota, Metazoa, Chordata, Mammalia, Rodentia, Muridae.